Molecule: messenger RNA, 1425 nt
Organism: Rhizopus microsporus ATCC 52813
Lineage: Eukaryota; Fungi; Mucoromycota; Mucoromycetes; Mucorales; Rhizopodaceae
Product: acid protease
Exons: 1
Coding region: 58-1293 (411 amino acids)
Biological process (GO): proteolysis
Molecular function (GO): aspartic-type endopeptidase activity
Source: RefSeq, a predicted model, not a curated record
CCCAUUUUCAUUCUUUCUUUCUUUUUUUCUCUUUCUAUUGUUCUUUUUGCCUUCAUUAUGCGCAUACGAAACUCUACAUUACUGGUUUAUUUGUUAUCAACGACCCUAGUUACUUGCUUACCUGCUCCGUCUGCAAAACCAAUCCAUUUACCUCUCCAGCUUGUCAAGUCAAAGUCUAUUUACAAGCGUUCUGAAAGAUUGGAAUUGCCUAUCCUAGACGAUUUGGAUAUAAGCGAAAUAGGCAUUACUGUGCAAAUUGGCACACCUGCUCAAGAAUUUACUCUCCUAUUCGACACAGGAAGUGCAGACACCUGGGUACCCUCCACCAGAUGCACCGAGCUUACUGGAUGCCCUGAUGUAUUACAUCAUUACGACCCUGCAAACUCUACCACAUAUCAACCGUUGACAGAUAGACUUGAUAUCACAUACAGUAUCGGUAGUGCAGCAGGAAAUUACUUCACGGACGUUGUGUCACUGGGUGUCGGUUAUACAAUCGCGGCACAAACGAUGGCUAUGGUAGAUUCUGCAGUCGGCGCUAUAUCUACUCAGAAAAACACCAGCAAUAUCAUCCUCGACGGCAUUCUUGGUGCAGGUCUUCCUGGAGGCACUGUACGAUACUUACAAGGCGGAAGAUCGUAUGACCCAGUUCCUGUAUCACUUUAUAAAGCUGGAUUGAUCCCCAAGCCAAUGUUUUCUAUUGCGAUUGGUGAGCAAGCUGCUGGAAAAGUCGUUUUUGGAGACAUCAUUACGGAGCAAACCAACGGCGCUUUUGUCUACACGAACCUUGUCACCUUUGCAGGUAUUCUGAACACACCUCGAUGGAUGGUGAACACUUGGGGCUUCGAGUUUCAAAACAAGACUUCAUCUCGCAACUUUAAGUUUAAUCAAAGGACUCCAGUCAGCAUUGAUACAGGUUCAAAUCUUAUGUACCUACCAGCGCCUUUAGCUAAAGAUUUAGCCAACACGAUCACAUCUGGUCAUUUCCAAACCAUCUCUGGUCUCUUCCACAUUGACUGUCAAUACCAGGAAAGCACUGAUGUACUAAAGACUUAUUUCCCGGGCACGAAUGGUAGAAAUGUAUACAUCUCUAUUCCUAUUUCCAAGCUUGUAGGAAAACGUGAAAGCGACGGAAAGUGCUUCUUUUUGUUCUCUCCUGCCAACGAUAAAUUUAUCCUUGGUAACAUGUUCCUUCGCCAUUUUGUUGUUGUUUAUGAUUUUGGAAAUAGCCCUCAAAUUGGAUUUGCUCCUCUUCUAGAAGGUGAUCAACAAUCUAUCCUUCCAGAUUCAUCUUAGUAUAUUCCAUUAGAAACAACAAGAUUAUUUGUAUUUUUAAUCUAAAUAAAUAUCUAUUUAGGAGGAAACAAAAUAGAACUAAUCAAAGACAAUUCUUCCUCCCUUAAUCCACGCUCUCCUAUUCAAUGUAAA